AUGCCUUCUCUCUUCACUUUUACAACUUUCCCAUCUCCCAUGUGCCCCUCUGCUUCAUUCUGUGAUAGAAAACGAACUUCUGCGCUCAUGGGCCCACGGGAAGAGACAAGCGCCCGUGCUGCGGCGCUCGUCACAAAGUGGUCGAUUAAGCCGGCAAACCACAACACCACCCGGGUUCGGAACAACCAGCGUCGCCAUCGCGAGAGAAUCAAAAAUCGCAUCGAGUAUCUCGAGGCACAGUUAGCCGAAACACAAGCUGAACUCGAAAGAGCACGUCAAACUAUCAAGGAUCUCAACGCCAAGGUGGAAGGAUGCAGUCAACUGUCUCAUCCAGGCAACCCUACCACAGCCGCUCCCACCAGCACGACUACACUGCACGCUCUUCUCCAUGAGCCAGCCAUAUCUUUACACAGUCCAGAAACCCUCAUAUGCACAAACGGCAAGAACUCCGGUGACCCACCACUAGGGCCCCUGCUAGGUGGCACAUCUAGUGUCAACGGCUUUAGCGGUAAGCGUGAAGAUCAGAGCAAGAUGCGGCCGCCCGUCGUGGGAGAGUCCACUACAUCAUGCGAGGAGGCGUUUAGGAUGCUUGCUGAGCAGAAUUAUGCUAAAUUGGACAUGCUUGCCAUGCGAUCCUGGCUUGAGCCAGGGUUUCGGCGAGGGUUAUCGGACACGGAAGGAUGCCGAGUUGCAAAUUCGUUGUUAUUUGCGCUGCUAAAUCACAUCUCGGUUUGAGACGCAAAAAUACUGCCAAGAUAAAUCACCAUCACGAAAACGGAGUUAAAAAACAAUUUAAAUGUAUAUUAAAAUGCAUAUAUAGCAAACAAAAAAAGCACAU
This is a messenger RNA of [Torrubiella] hemipterigena, 838 nucleotides long. The record is from the annotation of a GenBank genome assembly. NCBI's taxonomy places the organism in Eukaryota, Fungi, Ascomycota, Sordariomycetes, Hypocreales, Clavicipitaceae.